Molecule: messenger RNA, 621 nt
Organism: Caenorhabditis remanei
Lineage: Eukaryota; Metazoa; Nematoda; Chromadorea; Rhabditida; Rhabditidae
Exons: 5
Coding region: 1-621 (206 amino acids)
Source: RefSeq, a predicted model, not a curated record
AUGUCGAAGUUUGUAUUUCUACUCGGUGUCCCACUCUUACUAUCUUCUUCGGUCAUUUAUGCAGAGGACGACUUUGUAACCUGCUACAGCGUACUCAAACUUAUGAAUGCCAAUGAUGGUUCAAGAUUACACUCCCACGACGUCAAAUACGGUAGCGGGUCCGGCCAACAAUCUGUGACAGCAGUCAAAAACUCUGACGAUAUCAACUCUCACUGGCAGAUUUUCCCAGCAUUGAAUGAGGAAUGCAAUCGGGGAGAUGUGAUCAAAUGCGGAGACAAGAUCCGUUUGAAGCAUCUAACUACGGGAACUUUCCUUCAUUCUCAUCAUUUUACUGCACCACUGUCGAAACAACAUCAGGAAGUGUCUGCUUUCGGAAGCGAAUCGGAGAGUGACACAGGAGAUGACUGGACUGUGAUCUGCAACGGAGAUGAGUGGGUGGAGUCCGAGCAAUUCAAAUUGCGUCACGUUGUUACUGGAUCGUAUCUCUCACUUUCGGGGCAGCAGUUCGGACGCCCUAUUCAUGGUCAGCGGGAGGUCGUAGGAUCUGACUCAAUCACUGGUGGAAGCGCAUGGAAAGUAGCAGAAGGAAUUUACAUCAAGCACCAGCAAAAAGACCUCUGA